GGCCGGAGGGGGCUUCGCCACUGCCGCCCGAGUCUCCGCCCCGCCAGCGUGCGUGUAGAGGGGAGGGAGGCCGGGUGGGAGAAGGCGAGCUAUGCAAAUGCUGGAUGAGAUCAGCCCGGAGCAACUGGCGCUGCAACUUCAGAGCAGGACUCGCUCGCUCACUCUCGUCGGCGGAGCGGAGCGGGACUCGCUCCCGGCUGCUUAAUUGGCACCCUCGGCUGGCUCACGCCCGUUCUCAAGUGGAUUUACCGAGCCCAGCCGACGCUCCGCAGAGAGCCGGGUGGAUUACUGCCGUUUGGAUUUUACCGCUUUCCCCGCGUCUGUGAUCUGCUGGUGGAUUUAUCGCGGGUUGGGGGUCGCCGAGGAGGAUCUGGGGGAAAGGCAUGAAGACUCAACUGCUGGUGUAACCAGUGAGCCCAGAGAGCAUUAUGGGACCCACAGUGCUUUGCUUGCUGUUCUUGGCUUCUCUUGGUGCAUCGGAGUUGGAAGAACACUUUGAUCCAGCCAAGUGCCGCUAUGCUUUGGGCAUGCAAGACCGCACCAUCCCAGAUGAUGCCCUCUCGGCUUCCAGUGCAUGGUCUGACUCGACUGCUGCAAAACACAGCCGGCUAGGGUUGAGUGAGGGGGAUGGGGCGUGGUGCCCAGCAGGUCCCGUCUACCCUAAUGAUGCUGAGUACCUGGAGAUCGACCUGAGUCAGCUACACUUCUUGACCUUGGUGGGGACGCAGGGCCGUCAUGCAAGUGGCCACGGCAAGGAGUUUGCUCGCACAUACCGGCUCCAUUACAGCCGCGACGGGCACCGCUGGAUGCCCUGGCGUGACCGGUGGGGCAACGAGGUGAUUUCUGGUAAUGAAAAUACAGAGGAUGUGGUCCUGAAAGAUCUGGGCCCGCCAAUCAUCGCUCGUUAUGUCCGCUUCUACCCCCGCGCCGACCGUGUCAUGAGCGUCUGCCUGCGUGUGGAGCUGUAUGGCUGUGUCUGGAAAGAUGGCCUUCAGUCUUAUACGGCCCCUCUGGGCCAGAUUAUGCCGCUAGUCCCAGAACCCGCCUACCUGAACGACUCCUCUUACGAUGGCCACAGUGUCAACAAGUUGCAGUUUGGGGGCCUUGGUCAGUUGACUGACGGAGUGAUGGGCCUGGAUGAUUUUACCCAGACCAAGGAGUUGCGUGUCUGGCCAGGGUACGACUACGUGGGAUGGAAGAACAGCUCUUUCCCCAGCGGCUUCAUUGAGAUGGAGUUUGCAUUUGACCGCCUCAGAGCCUUCACGUACAUGAAGGUUCACUGCAACAACAUGCACACACACGGCGUCACUGUCUUCCGGCAAGUGGACUGUCUCUUCAAGCGCAGCCUGUCCACGGCCUGGGAGCCCACGCCUGUCUCCCACCCACUGGCUGUGGACGUGAGGGACCCCAGCGCCCGCUCCCUCACGGUGCCCUUGGACGGACGGCUGGGCUUGUUCGUCCAGUGCCACUUCCACUUUGCGGGCGAGUGGAUGCUCUUCAGCGAAAUCGCCUUUCUCUCAGAAAUUGUGGACGACCCCUCUCUUUCGGCCACAAGUCGCAGACCUCCGGUUGGGGCUCAUCCUCGUUCCUCUGGCCGUGACACUCCCAUCUCCCCAGCCCUGGUUUCCGUCCUGAAUGAAAAAGCUGGUGUCAACUCAAACCUCACAUUCCCAGACCAGGAGAAUCCCGGGGAACCAAAGUCGGGCCUGCCAAUCGCAAAGGACGAUAACAGCAACACCUCCAUUCUGAUUGGGUGCCUGGUGGCUAUCAUCCUGCUCCUGCUGGUUGUCAUAUUCCUCAUUCUCUGGCGGCAGUAUUGGCAAAAGCUCUUGGGGAAGGCUCAACGCCGAAUCUCGGACGACGACCUCACUGUUCGGCUCUCUGCACCCAGCGAUACCAUCGUCAUCAACAACACGAUGGGUUCUUCUCACCGGCAGUCCAACCGCUAUGAGCGCAUCCACUCGGGGGAGACAGAAUACCAGGAGCCCAGUAGGGCGCGCAUGAAACUGCCAGAGCUCCCCCACAGUACUGAGAACUCCGCUCUGCUGCUCAGCAACCCGGCUUACCACCUCUUCCUGGCCACUUAUGCCCAGCCAAUGGGAAGGCCUGCUUUCCCGCCACCCAACCGGGUUAAACCCAUCAACACCAAUGGGUGCGGGGCCGACUACAUGGAACCAGAAGCCACCGGUUGCCCACCUGGCUUCCAGAACAAUGUGCCACAUUAUGCGGAAGCGGACAUCAUCAACCUGCAGGGGGUGACUGGCGGGAACACGUAUGCAGUGCCGGCUAUCGCGGUGGACGCCCUCGCCGGCAAGGACAUGGCCCUGGGCGAGUUCCCCCGGGAGCGGCUCCUCUUCAGGGAGAAGCUGGGAGAAGGGCAGUUUGGGGAGGUUCACUUGUGUGAAGUAGAGAACCCCCAGGAUUUGCCAAGCUUGGAGUUCCCAUUUAAUGUGCGCAAAGGGCGCCCUCUGCUGGUAGCAGUGAAGAUUCUACGCUCUGACGCCACUAAGAAUGCUAGGAACGACUUCCUGAAGGAGGUGAAGAUCAUGUCUCGCUUGAAGGACCUCAACAUUGUGAGGCUGCUGGGUGUGUGUGUGAGGGACGACCCCCUGUGCAUGAUCACGGAGUACAUGGAGAAUGGUGACCUCAACCAGUUCCUCAGCGGCCAUGAGCUGGAAGACAAGAUGGGCGGGAGCCCCAGUGGGAAGCCAACCAUCAGCUACCCAACUCUGGUCCAUAUAGGGGCCCAGAUCGCCUCAGGAAUGGCCUUCCUUGCUUCCCUCAACUUUGUGCACCGGGACCUGGCUACACGAAACUGCCUGGUGGGCGAAGGGUUUACCAUCAAGAUUGCUGACUUUGGCAUGAGUCGGAACCUCUACGCCGGGGACUAUUACCGCAUCCAAGGGCGGGCAGUGCUGCCUAUCCGCUGGAUGGCCUGGGAGUGCAUCCUCAUGGGGAAGGUGUCUGUGUGCCGUCUACUGCCCCCCUGUAUUCUCAUUGACGUCUGGGCUUUCGGCGUCACACUGUGGGAGGUGCUUAUGCUAUGCCAGGAGCAGCCCUACAGCCAACUGACCGACGAAGCUGUCAUUGAGAACGCCGGCGAGUUCUUCCGGCACCAGGGCAAGCAGGUCUAUCUCUCCCGUCCUCCCGCCUGCCCUCUGGCUGUUUACGAGGUGAUGCUGAGAUGCUGGACCCAAGAUGCCAAGGAUCGUCCGUCUUUCCAGCACCUGCACCGUUUCCUGGCAGAGGAUGCCCUCAAUAUGGUGUGAACCAGGCUGCUGGCAGGCAGAGGAGGCAACAUUCAAGAGUUGGGCAGUGCCCCAGAGACUGUCGAGGAUCAGAGUUGAGGGGGGGGG
Molecule: messenger RNA, 3356 nt
Organism: Gekko japonicus
Lineage: Eukaryota; Metazoa; Chordata; Lepidosauria; Squamata; Gekkonidae
Gene: DDR1
Product: discoidin domain receptor tyrosine kinase 1
Exons: 19
Coding region: 429-3269 (946 amino acids)
Biological process (GO): multicellular organism development; protein phosphorylation; positive regulation of kinase activity
Cellular component (GO): signaling receptor complex; membrane
Molecular function (GO): protein tyrosine kinase collagen receptor activity; ATP binding; collagen binding
Source: RefSeq, a predicted model, not a curated record